AUGAAACAAAUUGUCUUGAGUUUGCAAUCUGUUUGUUCAUAUUUUCUAAAAGAUUAUUUACCUAUUGGAAAGAAAUUAAACGAAUUUUGGUUGCUUGUGAUGCAAAGAGAAUUUUACUAUACGAAACAAGUGAUCGAAAGUGAAAGGGAAAAGAUGAGAUGGAAAUCUAAACGAUGUUAUGGAUUAUUGAAAAGAAUGGUGGAAAUUAAAUUUAAUGAUGCUUGUUAUCCUAUUGGAAACAUUCAAAAGAAUAAUCAAGAUUCGUAUAGAUUCAAAGCAUGUGUUAUUGGAGAAAAUGCUGGAGAAGAAAAGUUAACUAAAAGAUACACGAACGAUGACAAUAAUCAAAAUUUUGACAUUGAAUUUAUGUAUCUCAAUGAUCGUGUUUCCAUAAUUGUCUUCCCAUCGAUUCAUGAGUCGGAUGAUGCACUUGAGGAUAGUUUAGCUCAUUUAAGUUCUAUAAUACGUCAAGUGUUGAGAAUUAGAGAUUUUGAUGAUGCUCCAUGUGUGAUUGCAUUCUCAAAAAGUGAUUCAUUAGACGAAUCUUCUUAUUCUCAAUUCGAAACAAGAACGAAAGAACAGUUUAUUAGGAGAAUAAUGGCACAACAAGACAUGCUUAAUUGUGGAAUUGUUCAUAGGAGUGCUGAAAAUGGAGAUGGAAUUGAUGAGAUUGUUAAAGAAGUUAUCAAUAGAUAUUUAACUUUGGUUUCGUCCAAAAGUAGAACAACUACUAACAAAAUUUACCAAAAUUGGCAUACAGGAACAAUUUUGCAAAAAAUUAUUUCUUCAGAAAAAGAAAUUUACUCAAUUGUAUCCAACGAAACAGGUGGAAGUUCAAGAUGUGAAUUGAUGUAA
Naegleria gruberi is the source of this 855-nucleotide messenger RNA. RefSeq lists its product as uncharacterized. Bases 1 to 855 code for a protein of 284 amino acids. The transcript is spliced from 2 exons. The record is from RefSeq and is a predicted model, not a curated record. NCBI's taxonomy places the organism in Eukaryota, Heterolobosea, Eutetramitea, Acrasida, Naegleriidae.